Messenger RNA from Xyrichtys novacula (pearly razorfish), 20240 nucleotides. Lineage: Eukaryota; Metazoa; Chordata; Actinopteri; Labriformes; Labridae. The record is from the annotation of a GenBank genome assembly.
AUGACAGAAGCGCAUAAAUAUGGAGACAAAUUGGGCGCAGUUUUAUUCCAGGUAAACCGAAGUUAACCCGACUUGCUAUUAAUUGACGUUAACAACUUUUCUCGGCUUUUACUGCGACUGUUUGGUUCCGAGUGGUUCGAUUAAAGUUAUUGUAAGCUUAAUAUGGCUUACUGUGCAGAAAUAAACUUAAUGUAUAAUUGUCAAAUUUUACGAAUUUGCAGAGAACUGAUGAAAAAAAAAAUCAAGUCCCGGUUAAAAGUUCAUAAAGUUUUUUUAAAAACUUUAUUGAUUAUCACCUUUAAAAACAGAUGUGCUUUCACAGAAGAAGCAAACAAAGGCAGAAACAGACUAAGGACAGUUAAAAGCUCACCUCAAUGUUGUUUGAGCGUCUUGACAAUUGGUUUUUCAGUUGUGCAAGCAUACACAGACUUUUGCUGCAAAAUAUGAGAAGGAGGUUAAUGGUUUUUUUUUUCUUUAGGGUUUGCCAUGAGAUAAUCCACUUUGUUAAUUUACAGGUUCAAGAUGAUUUGCGGAAACUCAGAUGUAGCCUUGUGAAAUUCACCAACAGUGAAAGAGAAGAAACUCUGGAUGUUCAAGCCUUGGACUCUGCCAUUCAGAAAACUGAGACUAGAAUCAGGGUAAGGAUGUCUCAUGCACACACACACACACACACACACACACACACACACACACACACACACACACACACACACACACACACACACACACACACACACACCAUUGAUAGACUAGAUAGGCAAACACAGGUGAAUAAUAGACAAUUUUUAUGUUUUUUUUAUUUUUUUUAUUCUCUUCUUCUGUUUUUUUUUUUAUUUUUAUUUUUUAACAGAAACAUGUCGAGGAUUAUCUGAAUAUAGUGACCAAACAGCCACUGGUUCUUCCAGCCAUUGAAGACUUUCCUCAAAAGACAACGCACAUUCCCAAAUGGUAAAGAAAGAAUUAUAUGUCUUACAUUACUAUAUGAUUUUCUAAGAUGGGGACAUAUAUCUCACUGCUAGAACACUGAAAAUAUGAAUGGAAUAAAACUGCAUGAAUUAUAGUGAUGUAUCACGGCCUCGAAAUCCAGGAAACCUGCCCCGGAGAAACUUGUUCCAGGCAUCGCAGAUAUGCAUCCACAAAGAAAAAAUCUUCCAGGUCCUUCAGCCGGGGAAAGGGUAGGUCCUUCAUUUAUGAAAGAGUUUUACUUAUUUUUUUUUCCAACUGAAGGUAAAUACCUUAAAUUCAGAAAUUUCACUGCAUGUGCAAAAUGUUUUAACAGGAAAGGCAAACAAAAAUGGAAUCAUCAAACUUCAAAUGAGACAAAUGAAAAAAAAAAAUACAUAUAUCAGACUUAACAGACUGUUGCAUAUAUUUAAAUAUGCAUACAAGUGUUGCCGACACUAUUUUCACAUGACACCUUGCUAAAAUUACAUUACACUCUUCUCUUUUCAGCACAACCAAGCAUUAGCCACGCGCCUGCUGCUUAAUCCCACUCACCUGAACAAAAGAGCCCUUUUACACCAGAAAUUUCAGACAUCACUCCCUGAUAUCCACAAGAGGAGCUCAAAUACAGUAAGUAAUGUAAAAUGUAAAAGUUUGGAUUGAUAUAUGUAAAUGCUUGAAUAUAUUGUAAAUCACUCAGUACCAUCUAUUGAAGUGGUGUGGAAUCCAGUGAGAUUGAAGGAAACAUUAUGAAAAUAAAAUGCACCAUGUCUAGCGGGUUACCCUGCAGUUAUUAGGCUGUUAAUGGAUCUGAACUGAACUUUCACCUUGGUGAAUAUAUCUGGCCUAAAGCCUUACUGUUGGCAAAGAUUAUAAUCUGCUAUACUAACAGCACUAUCGUGUCCUGCAGUUGCUUGCUUUGUGCAGUGAGAAAUUGAUCCCUGUGCCUUUGUUGAUAUUAAUGGUAACAUACAGUGCAUGCCUCAAGAAAGAUUCGAUUAGGAAGCAUUUCAGGAGUCUCUUCUGCAAUUAAGAUAAAUUUGACAUAAAUGUUUUCCACUGUCUUAAAUCCCACCAGAGACACUUUAUGCUGGAGUGAAGAGUGAUGGUAUAGCACUACAUUAAUAGAUGCUCCAAGUUCCAAUCUUGUAGAAACCGUGACAUAAAGGUCACCAGGCUUGGUGAUGACAGCAGGCACUUUUCAGAGCAAACAAAUUAAUCUUUACAAAGGUCGACAUUAGUUUAAAAUAUACUUUACACACACUCUUUUCCAGUAUAUUUUUGGGAAUCUAUACCUGACGUGAGAAACAGUAGCCAGGACUGUCACCCUGAUAGAGGAGAGAUGGAAGCGCUGGCUGCAGAAAGCGGAAAACAGCAGAUUGCAGCACAUCAGCAUUCUUCUAAAGAAACAGGCGCCUGAUUGCUGUGCUAUGGGCUAGUGGUUUACAGCUGUCUCAGGACAGGAGUGGGUACCUGGUCCAGCAUGCCAAUAAGACAGCCGUAACUUCCCCAACUGCUAAUCACUGGCUCUCUGCCUGCUGCCGUCUCCUGAAACUCAGGCCAGCUUUUCUCCUCUCCAUACUCAUGCCGGGGAAUGAGCUUUUGCAUUUUAGCAAUUUUAGAAAAGGUGCCACCUUUUCCCAACCCCAUCUGAAACAGAUGUGUGCCUUUGAGGGAAGACUCUCCCAGCACCUGUCUUUUACCUGUGGUCUGUCAGAGAGCUCAGUGGUCUGAGGAGAACAGAGGGAAGGACAUUAGAUCACAGUCUGGAGAAUCAGCAGUGAAAACAUUGUGUUUUGAAUAAUGACGGAUUAAAGUCAAGGACAGCUAUUAAAUGUUUUUGAUUUUGUCAUUUUAAACAAACAGCAGAAUGCACUGAACACAAAGUUGUAUAGCUGAACAUAUUAUAAAAAGAUCUUAAUUUAACCCCAACUGCGAUUAAUUGUAGCUGUUGUAGUUAAAUCUUAAUCUUUGCUACCUUCUGAGUGAUAUGUUGCAAGAGUCUGGGUCAAGGUCACUGCAAUACUCUGCUUGUGCUUCUUUCAAGACCUCCUUACAUCUUUGUGAAUACAGAAAAUAUUUUUACUGCAAACAGAGAAGGCAUCUCUCAUUAUUUUUCAGUACUUAUUCUGCAAUGAAGGUAUUUUUUCUUUUAUCACCAAGCAUGGUCUGAUUUUGAUUGAUGGCUGGUCAACUCCAAUCCUCACAAAAAAAAUAUGCUGACCACAACCUCUGAAGGCUAGCCCAGCAAAUACCAAACCAGAAUCUCAUUCAUUUUUAAAAUGUUAUUUCAUCGAUCUGACUAACUUGUUCUGUAAAGUCAAAACCUCAGAGAAAAAUCAUCGGACCUGCAGUGAGUCAUCAAGAAAUUGAACCAAAAGGCCAGAAAAACCUGAAGAUUUUGGAGGAAGACACAAAGAGAGGUAAACAGACCUUUUAAUAGAGUUAUUUGUGUCUGUAUCUGUGUCAGGCAAACACUUUACAUUUGUGCAUCAGCCUGACGCUUUUUUCUACUACUGAGGACAACUAAACAAAAUCAUGUACUUACAGUGUUUUUUUGAAUUAUUUCAAUUUUGAUCAUUCUCAGAAAUUAUCUUCUCUUAUUUUAAUCAAGUACUUUUGAAUCUUGUCUCAUGUACAAUGUUAAGCAUAGUGUUUUUUUCUGUCUUAUUUAAUCUAUGUGCUGUAUAUUUUCAUCAGGUCCAGAUACAGGUCUGCUUUGUUUUUCGAUCCAGCAGAAGGCUGCUUCUCUUCACCUAAGAGAUGAUUCAUCCUCUAAUAAAAUAGGUCAGUGCGUAUGCAGAGACCUUACAUAAGACGUUUUAAACCAGAUUCUUCAUACCAAAACCAGGGCUAAUAUCCUACUGUACCUUCAAAGGAAAAAUAUGAUAUUGUUGAAUGGUCCAUGAGGUCCUGAAGACUUGGCACUCAUGAGGAAAAUUUUUAACAACACUGACAAUUAUUCAUUUUACCUUUUGUUCAACAAAGCCUUCUCUCAAUUAAAAAAGACAUUUUUAUGAAUUUUGCAGUCGGAAUAGCUUUCACAAGAUGUGAUAACGUUGACUGGAUAGCACUGAGCAACACAAAAAAUGUUGACCUGUGUGUUUGUGAUUUCAGCUCUUUUAAGUCCAAAACCCAGGCAUGACAAGCAGCUGAAAUGGGAAGCAGGGUCUGGAUUGGCCUCUAAAAGAACAGGCAGAAAAUGUACACCCCUGAGGACCCCCAAGACACCGCCGCCCUCCACAACUUCUAAGAGCCUGGACUGUACUGGUAUGAUCCAAGGCACCAACCAUCUCAUCCCCGAAAGCCCUCAAGUAAGACCACUGUUAGUUUUACAUGUACUUAAAGUCAAAUUUAGAUGGCAAAGGUGAAAGUCAACAAACUUGUCAUUUCUAGGCUAUUUUGGUAACCUUCCACUGGUUUCUCUGUGUUCUACAGAAUCUGCCUGUGCAAGUUCCUGCAUUCAUCAGCAAAUACCCCUUUACCAUCAUGGAAGGACAGAUAAACCCAGUGGCCACAGAUUUCUGUCUCUUUAAGCAGAGCUUCAGCUUAUGUUGGAGCAGUGUGUUAGAUGCUCUCGAGGCCCUGGAAAAGCUGCUCAGGGACUAUGCUGUGCCUCUGGCCAAAGUGAGCGGGGAACGUUUGGUAGAGUUUGCCCACGAUUGGGAUAAUAGUUGGAGGAAGACUCCUCCAGGGACCAGGCUCCUCUUGGUGCUUGAAAACUGGGAGGAGGUUCUGGGCCUGGUCAUGCGCCCAGGUCAGCGCUACAAGGGGGAGGGGGGUACUGAGGCAGCUGCCACCCACAUCCAGUCCUGCUGGAGGCGCUACUUAGCCCGCACAUCCUACCUGCACCACUGUCGACGCAAGUGGGCGGCAGAGACCAUCACCAAGUCAUGGUGGAUGCACAAUCAGAUGCGUAAUGUCAGGAAGGCCCUGCAGGCCCGGCGCUUCAGACAGCUGGAGAAUUACCGCAGCAGAGCGCAGGUAGAGGUUUUUUUUCUUUGCAACCAUGUGUUUUCUCGUCCUUCCUUCCUUUCUCUCUAUAAAUUUAGCAACACCAGACUUGGACUUUUUCUGGUCUUUUACUUUUAAUUUGUGACAGAUUGACACCAAAUUUGGUAAAUUGCUUGAUUAAAUUUUCUUUUUUGGCCAAUCACAAUAAAAUUAUUAGCAUAUAAUUUGAAUCUAUGGAGAGAUGACUGUUUCUUUGAUUAGUUAAAUUGUUCAGGAAAAGUUUUUCAGUCGCCAUUGAAAAAUUAUUAUUUUUUUCAAAAUCAUUGUUUGGACAAUGUUUUUUCAAAAUACCUUGACUGUCAUGGUUUCUACAAAAACUGAGUACAUUCUACAGUGCUCAGCAUAAAUGAGUACACCCCUUCAGAGUUGUCAGAAAACCUUUAGCUUUCUUUCAAAAUCAACAUUUUCUAUGUCAGACUGUACAACAAAAUACUCCUCCAAAUGAAGCCAUUGAUUGCAAACAAGAUUUUUUAAGUUGCAUACAAAACACUAUUUUUUUUUUCAAUUUAAAAUCAGGAUAUAAAAAUGAGUACACCCCAAUCAAAGUUCUGGGAGCAAAGCUACAUUUACCAUAUCAGCCUUAUUUUCAUCUUAUUGUAAAUAAAAUGUUAUGUCAAACUCAGCUUUUUCAAAACUUUACUUUUAUUAUGGGGUGUACUGACUUAUGCUGGGCACUGUAUAAGCGAAGACAAAUAUGUCAUAUGCCAUGUGAGUUACAAUGCAGGAUUACUGACUUAAACAUGCUGAUGUUGUACAUUUGAUUUGAUAAAACACAGAGCAACAGAGGGGGCAUGUUUGACUGAUGAGCUAAACAGAGAAAAUCAAGAUUAGUUAAAGAUAUCAAGAAAGAAAGACUGAGAUGAAUAAACAGUUGAUACUGGCUGAAAAAAAAAAGAAUUAUACAUAUUAAACUGCUGUCCUACAUUAAGUGAAACAAACAGACUGUAAUUAUGAGGAAAAUCUUUGUGAUCAAGUUCAGUACAAUUUACAGUAAGUGAAUACAGAAAAAUAUUUAAGAUACAAUGGGUUGCAUUAAAGAUAUGUGUUGAAAUGAUAAAAGGUUUUAAAAUGAAAACAGAUUAUGAAUGGAAGAUCUGGUUUAAGCUGUACUUAAAGUUGUUUGACAUGUUCUUGAUGCAUGAUGUGAAUUUCCCCCUAUUCAACGCUGAUGUCACGUCUCUGCUGUCAUAUGGCUUGAACAUCAUUUAGAGUGCUGACACAAUAUUAAUUAGAAGCUACAAGAUCAUUUAAUUUUAACACCUCUGAGUGUGUAUACAUGCACUAAAUGUAUGUUCUCACUCUUUAAACAUUCAUACCCUGUUAAUUAAGCCUGCUAAUCUUUCACUGGAGGUAGCAUCAUGUACAUUGCUGAUUGAAUUAAUUGCAAGAAGAUGUUUCUAAAGUAAACGCUUAAUUUAAUUAAGGUGGCGUUUUAUGCUUGGUUUGCUGCUGUUCGCCCAGAGAGAUAUUGGCUUGAUGUGUUUUAGCUAUGCAGCAAUGUGAUGAUUUGUGUGUGUGUGUGUGUGUGUGUGUUUGUGUGUGUGUGUCCGUACAUGCUCGAGAGUCCCCUCUCUGAUCACUUCUUUUCUCCAUCCCCAGCAUCUGGCAGCCAACUGGAAACACAUCCAGUCCUCCAAGAGGACCAUUAUCCACAUCCCUUCAUUAGGUAGCUUUCUAUGCCUGCUACACACGCACACACACACACAUACAUACACAGGCACAAACACACACACACACUCACUCUCACACACACACACACACAUCUGAUCUAGCAGCAGCCAUCCCCUGUCUCGCCACUCUGCCCAUAGUCUGGUGGAGGCACUCCGUCUCGUUCAAAUGACUCUCUGCAGGAAAGCACUCACAGGAUGAUGACAGUCCCCCUGCCAGGGAACUGAACAAUUUAGUCUCAAUCGCCAUUUAAUUUGCAGAUUAAGCAAAUGAAAAACCAUUAUGUAGAAUAUUUGCAAGAGACACAAAGGUCUUAUUUUAUUGGUGUGCAAAAAGCACAAAAGGGGGGAAAAGCUGCUGUGCUUUUGAACUUGACAUGGAGUGGAAGCUAAGAUCUGUUCUUGUUCUAAUUUCACCAUGGCACUCACAUUUAGACUGUAAUCAGGCAUGUGCAUUGUAAAUCAUUGAGCGGUUGUCUAAAAUUAUUAAGCCUAAUUACUAGCAGAUGGAAUGCUUUAUUUGCACUUGGGGUGGCUACAGAGAGUGCUGUGUGAGCAAGGAUAAUUAGAAAGUUGAACCCCAUUGUUGUUAAUUAGCAUGAAUCCAAUCAUUUAAUUACCUUGAUUCAGUUGAGGAUUCUCUCUCAGGCAGAAAUCCAGACAGACAUUGAGUGAAAUCCUGGAGGUAUCUAUGAAUAUAGCUCAGUGGUGGCUGGACAUGUUGGAACAGGACUCCCGGCACACGACACUGCACCUGCUAGUUAUUAAGCUAAAUGAAUCAUCAGAUUGUACUACUGUGUGAUUAGACUUAACUGCCACACCCUGAAGUCUGGUAGCAUGUACAUCAGAGGGUAGUUGUACCUGGUUAGAGAUCUGGAAUAAAAUUAGUAGGAGGGGAUUACUGUUUGAAAGUCUCUGCAGUUUUUGUGACCUUGUUUUGUCAGGAUUCUCGCAAAGCCGGCGUCAGAACUUGAAGAGAUUCAACACUGUGCAGGACACCCAGCUUUGCAGAUUAUGUGAUACUAGAGGUAAGUGAUUGUCAUAUCCUCAUGUGCCAUAGGAUGAGUUUAUGAAUUUGCUCCACUUAACUACAGAGCUGUAUUUUGUGAAGUCUCUGUGUACUAUUUUAGAUGAAAAUGUGGAGAUCAUCUACGUAUGUCAGAAGCAUCUGGGGGAGGACAUCCUGCACUAUUACACCAGCCUGCUGAAGUGUGAGCAUGUCUCAGAUGGGACUGACACCAGGACAACUCAGGAUCCAUACUGCAGCAGACGCUUUGUCAUCCUUACCCCUGAGGCUGUAGAUUAUUUCGCGGUAGGGUCAAAAGCAUAUACAGUUUAUGUGAAAGUAUCAUUUUUUUUUUUCAGUAGAAAAAGAUUUCUGUAAAGGAAAGGAUCGAAUUGCACUGUUAGAAUGCAUCUGUAGUUAGUAUAUCCUCCUCUAGAGGAUACUGUUGAGGAGAUUUUUACUGCACUAUUGUCUUGUGAGAGUCACAAUUUGCCAGUUUAAUACUUUUUCUUCCUUUUUACUACUUUUGGAAUUAAACAACUUUGUUAUUUCAAAGUAAACAAGCUAGAGCUAUAUCAAGUUAUACUUAAUUAAUAUACAUUUAAAUGCCUCUAGAUAAUGUUUGGUAAACAAUUAAAUUGUAUAGUGGUUUAAUUAACUUACUCAUUUCAUCUAACUGCUGCACUAUCAAAAAUUCUGAAUUGUCUAAAUUACCCAAGUGCAAUAAAACCAAGGUGUUGUUUAUUGCCUUUUUACAUCCAGCCAUUUUAACUGUUGUUUUACAUCUUUUGCACCAGAUUGAAUGUGCAACAUGACAUGGUCUUCUUCAUUUCUUUCUAUUGAUUUUCCUGCUGUUUUGUUGUUAAACUGUGCCAGACGUGUUGCUGAGAUGAAUCGCUGCUACCCAUGGCUGGCAGCACAUUCUGCCAGUGACAGAAGGGAUAAUUCCAUGUGGAUCAAAUAAAUACAGAUGUGAAGUAAUUAGUUAUAUUCCCAAGGAGCUCAUUGCUAACACACAUUAAAGAUGUGAAGGAUAGGGUAGGCCUCCCACAGGCAGCUUUUAUCAAUUCAACCUGCUGGAAUACAGGAGAGGUCAAAACCCUGCUGGCUGCUACAAUAAUAGAUCUGUUGUGUGUACACAGUGAUAAAUCAGGUCAAGAUACAACCCUUGGAAGACACACAUGAAACCCUUAGCUCCAACAGUUAUCUGUGUCUUCCUCUUCUCUUACAGACCCAUAACAUGUGUCUGUCCUCGCUGCUGAAGUACAGUCCACGCACCCUGAAGCGCAUCCGGAAUCUUAUUCAAGGGAAGCAGGCCUAUAUUGUGGGUGGAGUGGCUCAUGUGGAUGACCUGGCAGUAGCCGAUGAGUUAGGAGUGCCAAUUCUGGCUUCAGAACCGGCUGUUGCACAGCUCUACAACACCAAGUCUGGAGGGAGGAGGAUCUUUGAAGGAGCAAAAGUUGAUUUGCCACCUGGUCAAGGAGACAUCUACUCAUUAAACCAGGUCAGGGAUCAACCACAGAAAUGCAAACUUUACUCCAUUACAGCAAAGGAUCCACUUAUAAAUGCCUGAUAACAUAGAAAAAAAAAUCUUUAACCUUUUCUUGUAAUUGGUUAUGUGAUACGUUUAUUUUCAAUUCAUACUUCUUAUUUCUCUUUUAGCUUCAUGAAACACUGGCUGAGCUCAUGACCCAGAACAUUGACGUGCAGCGCUGGCUCCUCAAGAUUGACUCUGAGCAUGGUGGCCGUGGCACAGCUUACUGUGAUACAUGCCAUCUAAGCUGCUAUAAGUGGGCCCUGCAGAAAUACCGUUGUUAUGAUCCUGAGAAAUGGAAGACAGCAUGGAUUCAGGUAAAUAUGAGACUCGGAGGAUUACAUCAUUCCCCUCCUGUCAUAAACUGAAGUACCACUUCUUUUAUACCCUUACUUUUAUGCAAUGUUAUACUAAAUUUAAGAUUUUUACUGCUAUGUCUUAUUCUUUAUGGUUCCCUCCAAAGCAAUGGACUUUAUGAAAGUGCACCAACAUGAUUUUUUAAAAUGAUUUUCUUCAUUAUUACACUCAUACCAAUGAGAAAUCAGCCAUUUAAAGUUAGCAUCCUAACAAACAGAUUUUUAGAAACAGAUUGUUUAGAAGCAGGGGUCGCUGCAGGGUCAGAGAUAUGUCAUCAUCUAGCUUAGUGUAAGCUGUUUUAGUGUUACAGUCACAAAGCUGGUCCCUGUGGUACAGUAUUUUAAGUGCUGUCCCAAGAGCCACUGAACAUUAAAUCAAUCAAUAAAAUAUCAAUUCAAACACACAGUUAUUAUCGGUCCUCACACAUCAGCUAUGGUCCAUGUGUUAAAAAAGAGUGACCAAAGCAUUAUAAGUCUUGUAAAUCAAGUGUUUCUUCCCAGAACCCACGUCUAAUUUUGUUUAUAAAAUUAAAUAGAUUUCAUAAUGUAAAUCCACAGUUCAUUUGGAUUGUAUAAAACUUGUCUUAAAAAAAUAAGAUGAAGGAAAAAUGAAACUGUUCACAUUAAUUAAUCCUGUUUUUUCAGCUGAUGUUGAUGCACUGACGCUAAGCUUUGCAGUUAAUAGAUGAGUCUUGAGACAUUUAAGUACAAAUAGUGCAUUAAUCAUUAAAAGUAUAACUUUUUAAUUGUUAGAUAAAAUACUAGGAUUUACUUCCCCCUCAUGAUUCCCCCCACAUGAUUUAAUGUCAUACCUAUUCAAAACAAAUGAAACGUUUUCUAAUCAUUGGUAAACCAUUCGGUUAGUGCGAAUGCAAUCUGUGAGCAGCUUCUGAGCCUGUGGCUCUUAUUUCUCAUAUGCUUACAAAGUAGCCUUUGAUUUUCUGUCAUGUGUUAAUUACAGUAUUUUGCCAUUUAACUGGGAGCUUUGUGUAAACUAAUUACUGGCUAAUGAUUGUGGGCUUGAAGCACAACGAUUUUGCUUUUUAUUCCAUUUGAAGGAACAGCAGUCAUCUCGAGCUUCUUAAUGCUCGCUCUGUUUUGUUCCUAUUAGCUCAUUCUUUGAUUCACAGUGCAUGUGCGGUGCAGGGCUGUAAUUGUUGUGGCAUUGGUGCUGUUAAUUAUGGCAGAGAGUGGCUGAGCCACAGCCAAGGUCCAUAAUGGUGGCUGAGGCAGCACAGAAAGUAAAUGGGGUUUGUUUCACCAGCUGGGGUCCCAUGGAGAGGGAAGAGUGCCGAGGCCCCCAGUGUAGGCCGACAGCCUCGGGGCUUGUGGGCCAUAUGGACACAACACUUUAACUGGCCUUUAUUCUACACCUUGCUCUUUUAAUCAAAGCAAAGCCCACAUCCCAUGCUCUUCAUUGUGUGAUUUUUUUUGUAAUGACAACAUCUCUCCCUAAAAUGCUUUAGCUUUUAAAUGCAUUACAUCCUCCCUCUGAUGCUAAUGUGUUUAUUAAAGAUUGCAAUGAGGCCCUGUAUGUUGAAAGAUUUCAGAACAAUGAUGUUGAUUAAAUAGAAGCAUAUGAAUAUUUUAUACUGGUCUAUUUCCUUGCUGUCUUGUCCUCACAGCAGAAACUCUGGAUGGAUUUUUAAACGUAGUAGCAUAUUUUGAGAUAUAACACUAAUUAUUGGAGCACUUUGCUUGAAAGGACUAAACCUAAUGGCAAAGAAAAUGACAACCCGUAGAUUGGAUAUAUACCUACAUUAUGAUCAAUCAUUUAAACGUUAGAUGCUUAAUGCUAUGUUGAUGGAAUUGGAAGCAAUUUCAUUAAAUAUUGAUAAACAAAAAUGAUCAAAUCAAACAUUAUAAGUAUUGAUUCAUAAUUUAACACUUUUCAACAACUAUAAUGUUUACCAAAAAUUAGAAAUAAGUGACGAUUAAAGUGAAUAUUAUUAUAGCUAAGUUUAGUAUAAUAAACAAGUUUUAUAACUCGGCUGAAUGUCUCCUACACUUUAUAAUUAACUACUAAAGAUUAGGCGGCUAUUGAAAUUGUUCUUGGCCUUAGUCUACACAAACUGUGGGCAUUUUUUUUAAUUAUGGCUUGUCUUGAAGGGCUCAGCAUGAAAAGGCCAGGCUCACAAGAAUGCCAUGCAGUCUCUCAGAAUUAUAACAAUCAGAUCCCUUCUGGCUCUGCAUAAAAAGUCUAAAAUGGUAUUACAACAAGAGGGAGGAGAGAUUGCAUCAACACAGACUUCGAGGAGACAGUGCGUCUCUUUGAAUAUUGUGAGGCCCACAGCCUCCAGCAUAAUGUUUCAGCCUGCAGAAAGCCCCCCGGGCAUCUUUAAGCAUUUACACAGAGAGAGAGGUUAAAGUCAUGUAGAUCUGCACCCAUGCUACGCCUGAAGGGGGCCUCACACAGACACACAUGCACCACACACACUUAAGCUCUCACACAGCUUGCAUAUGGAUCAUUAGGCACAAGAGGGUAAAAAUUACACCUAAUAGCGUCAACAGAUGGAGUAUUUCUUUUUGUCAUGCUGUGUACAAACAGAUCUUGAGCAACACCUUAUUUAGGUUAAGUUUGUCAACGAAAUGGGUCAUUUGAUAAUCACUACCACUGAGGGGGUGCAGGGACUUUUAUACAGAUGUUUUCUGUCUAAAUAUUGUGCAGCCUGUGAUUGCAUGAAAGAGUUCUAAAAUAUGUUCCACCUUAACAGAAUUUUCUAUAAAUAACACUAAAUAAGAUAUUCAAAAGUUGUCUUUUGCUCCCUUUAUAACUCAUAAUUGAAUGUUUCCAUGUGGUUUCUUUGAUUUCAGUGAGGAAAACGAAUGCUCAUUUUAGACGGAGGACAUUUUACUGUUGUUAAAUUCAACCAGGUUUGAAAAUGAUGCUUGAACUUCAGUUUCUUUAUUUUUCAUGUAAUAGUACAACAUUAUUCAUAAGCUAAAGAGCUAAAAGUCUGGCAGGGACGUACUGCAGAAAAAUGAAUAUUCAUCCCAAAUAUAUUUCCUGUCAACUGUAUUCUUCUAUUCCUGAAAUUGACUACAGUUGUUUCACCACGUAAUAGAGACAGAGAAUAGCAAUCAAAAAGGCAGGGCAACAUCUUUUUUUUUAUUAUUUAUGACCAGAUUGCCUGGCUUUAUGUGGACACCAAGCAAAGCCUGAAUCCUAUCACAGGGGACUGUACGCAGUUUAAGUCCAAAUAAUUUAUUGCAAAAUACCUCUCUUUCUUCUCUUCCUGUCCUGCUGUUUCUGCGAACUGCAUAGGCAAAGUCCUGGGGUGAGCUUGCUCUUCCGUUGAAAAUGACAACCGUUCCCUUACACUUUUUGCCGCACCAUUGUGUGCUUUAUGGUUUGUAUAGGGGGAAUCACUGUGUAGCAUUUGACCUCGCCUCUUACAGUACUUGAAUAUGAUGAUGGCUGUUACAUGACUGGAAUAUCAACAGCAUAAUCUCCAGUCCUGUCUCCAGUGAAGCCAGACAGCAUAUAGUCAAACAAUGUAAUGCUCUGGAUUGAACGAGAAGAGAAUAAAGACAUCAUUUCCAUUCAGAUUCUUCUCUUCUUUCAGACAGGUUUCACGUAUUUUGAUGGGUAAGACUGAAUCAGAUCUCUCUUUCAUGGUGACACAAAGACAUUAGUGCAUACUGACUUCUGUAUUUGAAGGAAGACCCAGCACUUAAAGUCCUUGUAAAGUCAUUAAAAGCACUCAGUUAUGUUCAGUUACUGCUUUAUAAUGCAAUAUAUCUAAUGUGAAAUGGCAGCAAAGGGCAUAGUAGAGUCAUUUUAACUUUAAAUAUAUUAUAACAUCGUGGCAGGAAACAGUGUUCAUGAAUUGACAAAGAUGCCUUAAACCAAAAGUGAGAAAUUAACAGCAUAAUUAAGUGCUGAAACCAUUAUGGCAUUUCCUAGUUACAGAAACAAGAGUGAUAUUGAUCCCAGUCGAGCCCUGAUUGAUCCCCAGAAAGAUGGGGUUAGCUUAGGCAUUCAUCAGCUGCCCAGUGGAGAGAGUUGUUAUUGAAGGCAGGUGCUGUCUCUGUGGCUGUGAGUUAAAGCCAUUAGACUCCUGAGGCCUUCUGAUAAUAGGCUGUCACUCACUGAUAGACCCUCCUGCAGUACCCAUCAGACACUCGCACAGAAAUUGAAGCAGCCACCAAAGGUCUCAAGGAUAACAAGCAGUCACUGGAGUCAUCCGGAUAACACAAGGGCAUUUCCAAUAAUGUAGUCGACAACUAGAGAGCUUUGGUAAUGGGACAAAAUAAAGUAGCCAGCACUUGUUAUUGACUUGUGCUUGAAUUAACAAACGUACAUAAAGUCCUCAGAUCUGUCACCAACUAAUUUCAGUCGAUCUCUAAUGCAUGCACUUUCACUUUCUUUAUGCAGGAGUCUGUACUGCUCAGAUAUUUAGAUGAGAUCCCAGAGUGGCUUGCACGUUACGCCCAGCCUGUUAAAACUUCCUGCUAUCCCACCUGGGUCAGCUUCCUGAAGACCUUCCUCAGGCAAGGUCAGAAUACUUUUGUCAGGCACUGAAUGCAAUUCACCUGCAAAUGCAGCCUUUCUGAAUAUGUUAACAGUCGUUUGUAUCCCCAGAUGUUUCUUAUCCGAGCUGAAAAAUUAAAUAGUUAUUAUGUUACUCUUUUGGUUGUUGAACUGCAGACCGGACAGUUUUACAUGCUGUACCUCUUGUACCUUUUAGCUGUCUGUGCUAUAGUUGGUCACCUGUUCUCACUGUGUCCAGGUGGAGUUGUUGAGGCCUAUCCACCUUCAGAAAGCGUCACCUGUCUGACAGUAGAUCUGCUCUUGGAGCCUGGGGGUGAAGUCACCAUGCUGUCCUGUGGAGACCAGCUUCACGGUUCCUGUCAACUGGAAUCUUUGGGCUCCACUGUUCCUCAGACCUCUGUACCUCCUGACAUCCUGAACUCCAUUUGCAUUAGUGUGGGCCAGGCGUGUCUACAACGUCGCAUUGUGGGUCAUAUCUCACUGGACCUGGCUACCUUUGUGGACCCCAACACCAUGGAGCAAAAGGUGAGACACAGGAGAGAGCUUUAGCUCAGGGUACCAUGAUAAUGGUGUUCCAGGCUGUUGGAACACACCGUGCCAAAGCUCUCUAUUUCACCAUACCGGUGAAGGGGAUCAAUUCUUUGGCUGCAUUAGGGAUCCAUAUAAGCAGGUAGGUGCCUCCCGUACUGCUCCCCAGGGGUUUGAUAAACAGACAAGGCAAACAGUGGGCAAGGGGACUAAAUGUGUCACAAGACCAUCUAAUAAACUGUCAGGUCUUAUUGUGUCGAUACACUGAUUCCACCAUUUAAAGCCUGCCCUUUAACCCUGCAAUGCCGAGAAAUUCAGAGGCACCUUUCCUUCAGACAAUAGGUCAUUCUAAAGUGAUUUGUGCAGCUUCACGGGGAGGACCUGUCACUAUUUAACCACUCACUGGUUACUUGCAGUGGUCCGCUGAAAUUUCUUCCUUUAUUAUAGCCAGGCGCUAUCGAAGCCUUGUCUCAUUUGUCAGGAUUAAGUUUUGUUGAAACCUCCUUGAUUUAUGAUAUUGGAAAUGGACUGGUUUAUGAUGGUUUAACCUCUGCUCCUCACAUGUGGCUACAUUGACUGCUUAUUGAUCCAGAGCUUUAAAAUGAAAUGCUCUGUUUAUAAUGUGGUCUAUAAAAUAUUCAAACUGCACCACAAUGCUCUCUGGAAAACUGGAUUGAUUUUUUUGUUUCAUUUUUUAAAUUCUUAUCAUUAAAAUAAAUUAAAUAACAAUUAAGACAUUUUGCAUUUGGAUUUUCUCCAGACCUUUGCUGUUUAAUCUUUGUUUGCAUUCAUUCUCAGCUCGGGAUUCUCAGCAUAAAAAAUGAGCUUGGAGUAGAUGGUGGCUAAGGGCAUGAUUGCCACUAGAGGGUAGUAUCUUAUGGAUUAGAAUGUUAACACUAAAACACUGAGCUAAACAGUGUUUUGACAAUGCAACAUGCAUGUCAAACUUGUGUUUUUUUUUUUUCUUUAUACAACUAAAAUUCCAGGUUCCUUUAAAUAUAUAAUAUGUUUCUCAGUCGUCUUUCCUGUACUGAGGAUUUAAUCACAUUAUAUUCACUUUAAUGUCAAACAUAUCUCCCACCUAUCGCACAGGAUACCUUCUAUUCAAAUACAGUCAAACUACAUUCUGAUGUUAAUGACACUCAAAUCAGAAAAUGUGCUUUUUCACAAAUUCAUCACAGGGACAGGAGCUGCACUCUUCUUUAACUGUUUAAAGUGAUAUAAUAGCCGUCUUCAAUUUAAUUUUUCAUUUUCAGUCUUGACCUGAAAUUGAAUGGGAUUCACUGACAGCAUAAUUAAGAACAGACUAUAAACAGCAUGUGCUUGAAUAGAAGCAGGAACAUUAAAGGCGGAUUCUUAAGCAUCUCCCCUCACACAGAUGCAGACAGAGGAGAGCCACAUGGGCAAACCUGUCUGGAUUUAAACAUCAAUUUAGAUUCAAACCUGUUGCUAAAAGCUGCCUACUUUAUUUGAUGUGAAGAAGUGGGUCACAUAUGUUUGCCCUUGCAGUCCUCCCUCACAUUGUGGAACGGUGGGGCCCCAGCUGCAGCAUCAGGGAUUUUAAUGAAAAUGCAAGGCAAUAGAAAACAGGUACAAUCCAGGCUUACAUUUGCCACAGCUUUGUUAAAAGCAACAAUGAGACAUGGGGUAUGAUUUUUAGUGAGUCUUGUGAAUGGCAUUAGGGGUGUUCAUCCUGCAGGCCCAGGUACCAACUGGAUGCAAGGAGAUUUGUAUUCAGUGUUAGCUAGCUCUGACAGUAAAAGGUGACGAGGUGCAGGGCUACAUAACGUAAAUGUAAAAUGCUUUUGAUUGUUUUGAAGUGUGUAUCUUAGAACAUGUUACAAAUGGUUCUUUAGCCGUCAUAUAGCUGGUUUUAAAGCUUGAUCAAAAAAGAGGAAUUGCACUUUUAACUGGUGUAGUUGUAAAUGAAAUACAAUCCUUUUUUCACUCAGGGAAAAUUUAUUGUAGAAUAUCACUGACAACAAUCAAAAAAAAAAAAACAUAGGUUUUGCCAAAGCACCUGAUGUUGGAAAUAUUAAAAUCAUGUUUUUGUUCCUUUUCCCCCUUAAAUUUCAGAAUUAAUUUAGGGCUAUGUGGAGAGUUUUUCAUGCACUUUGUUAGAAAUGUGAACAAAUUUGUUUUAAAAUCUCUAAAUUUUUACUUGAUGUUUUUACUAGAUGACCUGAACAACUGAUGGUUUUGAAAUUGUUAAAUUUUCUUAAUUUUUAGGUUAAAAAUAGAAAUAAUUAUCUACCUUUGCAGGCCAUUUUUUUUAACCACAUAUUUUUGUGAAUAAAAUGAAAUGUAACUUUCAGUAGGAUUCCUGUAUGUGGUCAGAUAUCAGAGUGUUAGUGGAGAUAAAGAGCUCAGGUUAGAAAGACUGCAGGGUUCAGACAGGCAGCGAUUUGCAUUCAGUGGCAGGAGCGUUUACUUUGACAAAUAGGAACAGCAAAAGGAGGCAGCCGACUGCCACUUAGUUAUUAACAACUCCUUCACUGGUGAUUUAUUUGCCACUUUUGAAGAGAGGGCAUAGCUAUUAGGUUAUUAUUGGGAAAAUUAGCCCUGUUUAAGCAGAAGGCUACGACCAUACCUGACCCCUUAAUAUACUUAUAAUGAUGCCAUUUACCAUACAUAUCUGGACUUAGCUUCUCAUCAGACCUGAGCCACACAAAGUAGCCAAGGGCAGACUGAAUCCAACUACACUGUGAAGGACCUACUUUGUGCAUGUGUCAUUCCACAACUGAAUUACCUAACACUGUGGCACACACACUAUUUACAGUGUUUCUUUCUUUCCCUCGCUACUCAACUGGAUAAAACUGCAAGGAUUAAAAGGUACCAACACUUGUCUGACUAUUGAGUAUUACUGGGUGAAAAAUGUAGAUAUUUCCCUUUUGUGGUUAAAUUGGGUUCACUAAGGUUAUUUUGUCAGCUUUUUUGGUACAACACAGAGCUCAUACUUUCUUCUGUGCAGGUAUGGGCUAUUGAUCUGGACCUGACAUACAGUAAUCAGCUGGCCAUGACACAGAUGCUUCUGAUGAUGACUGGAGGGUCGCUGAAUUGCCGUACAGGCUGUUUAGAAGUGCCAAUGCCAAUCAGAGAGACAUGCUGUGAACACGAGACUACAGCUAAAGUACCUUUUUAUAUCUACUCAUAAUAACAGUUUUGAUAGUUGAAAUUAUUUUCUUAAAAGAGAAGAAUGUGUGUUUUAUUCUGUAUUUCAAGUUUUAUUCUCCUCCCGUGUUAUUUUACUUUAGAAAACAACCACCGGGUCUAAAGGAAGCUGAAGAUUUAUAGGACAUAAUUAUACCACUGUAGUAAUCACAAAGAUAGAUCAAUGUUUUGCUCUUUAUUUUUGUUAAAUACAACUAAAUACUGUAAUUACGCACUGAGCUCAAUUGGUGUUUAGGUGCUGAAUUCAUUAUCAUUUUGAUGGAUGAGCCUAAAUAAUCAACACAUUAAUAAUUCAUACCAUUUUCAUUAUGCAUGUGUAUGCAUGCUUGAACACCUCAUCAACCUGGUGCCAGGCCUCAAACAAUAGACUUCUGUUAUUAGCAGUAUGCCUGAGUUUACGCUUGUUAAUCUGCAGCUUGUGUUAUUUUAUCAAACAUUCAUUUAGUCAGUGGCCUGGCGCUUCGGUGCAGCACUUGAGCCAGCGCAGUGGUUAAUGGCUUUUGCAGUGGCCAUCAUUAGGGACCUGCAUAUUACAAACACAAUUAAACCACUGUUGGACACUUUUAUUGUUAUGUGAGGGUCCUGUGUUUGACAACUGUAAACACACAGCCAUCACGGCGAGUUAUGGGCUCUCUCCUGAGCUCCGAGGGGCUUAGGCUCACUCUUCUCCUCUCCCAAAGGUACCGCAGAACCAGGAAGGUUUUUAUCCUCCUGAGCGCUGCCACUUUUAAGUAAUCAACCUCUCUAGUGUUACUUAUCACACUCAUGCUCAGAGCACACCUAUUGUACAGUAAUGUGUUGAAGAGGAGUCCUUUUGUGCAGUCAGAAGUGCUUUUGUCUCAAAUGGAAUGCAACCUUUUUUUCCCCCUAAAACCGUCAUGUCUUUGAGUGGCAUCGUACAAUUAAGCCCAUCUUGUAUUUGGCAUGUUUUCUAACCAUUAAUUGUUCCUCCCUGCAGUUAAUUAAGAAAGGCCCAACAGUUUACCACAUGUGCCCCACAUGCAUCAUGUUUACUAAUCACACACACUCCCAAAACUCAACAGUGACCCUAAGGACAUGUGUAUGGGGUUCAGCCAUCGCUACACUACCGGUUUUAUAUACCCAAGCACCUAUUAGCCUCAAACCUUAAACCUAAUACAACUAAUCAUGAUUGUCUUGUUGAAAAUGGAAGGUUAAAACCAAUGAUGCACCAAUACUCUUUCUCUCUGUCGCUUUCUUUUUUCACAGCCUCCUGCUGGAAGUUGUUACGCAGUUUUUGUGAGCCACUUGUUUCACUCAAACCUCUCCAUGCUGUAUCACCAUGUGUUCUUAAAGAUAUGCAAGGCUCAUGGCAUAGGAUUUAACAUGAAGGUAGAGAAAAAACGAACAAAUAUAGACAUUCACUUGUUUUCCUGUCUGACUCAUUUCUGACAUCUUAGAGUGUGUUUGAUUUAAAGAGGCAUUACACAGAUUUUUUAGACAUUUGAGGAGCUGAUAAGCUGCGUGGUGUGCAGGAAGAAUGAAUAAUAUCUCUGUCUCUCCUGUGUAGAUUUUAGAAAAAAAUCUAUUUCAUAGAUCACACAAAGUUAUAUAAAUGCAGUGAUGGAUCUGUAUGUCAGCCUGAAUGACAACACUGUGUGAUGAUGGGUCUCGUCUUUGUCUGCUGUACAUUUUGAAUCUGUAAUUUCAGAAGAAGCAAGGCACCGUUUUUGCUCUGUAUGACAGCACUGACAGAUCCGUAAUGGGAAUGAUGUAAGUAUUUAUUUCUUUUUAUUUGUUAAAUGUAUGUGCAGAAAGGAUUUAGAGCAUAUGUAGGCGUUGCUUAACUCCACACUGCUGAGAUAGUCAAGGAUAUGAAAAACAAUAGAGAUUGAAGUGAAAACUUCUUUUGACUAAGAGUAGUCAUUUCUUUUCGAAGAUUAAGGUGCCACCUCUGGCUUUGUUAAUGUUGUUACAAAGUCCAACAGUUGUUAAGCGGAGGGUUAUUUAACAUAUUUAUCACCAGAAUCCUUUCACUUUCACAAUGUUGGAACAGUUAAAUCAAGCUGUGUUCAUCCCCCCAAAGACUGAAGAUGUUGUCUGCUGAAAGUUUCAUUUAACCAGCACCAUCAGACGAAGGAGGUGAUUGUUUCUUAGCUGGCACUAUGGGAAACAUUAGUAAACUCGUUUGUUUGGGGUGUUGUUAAUAGGACUGUCUCAGAAGAUCUCCAGGGAGCUCUCAUGACCUUUGCUCAGAAUCUGUCCGUCAUUCAUCAGGAAAUAUCAGCCCCUAAGAUGCAAGGAGAAACCAAUUUCAAGGUACCCUGUUAAUGACUUAACGAUCUCUCCUCAUCUGUAUAAUUUAACUUGAAUAUUCAGUGAAGUGCUGGUCAGCUGGAAUGCUUGUGCUGAGAAAAAAAAUAGUGCAUCAGAAUAAAAUCUUUUUAAUCUUGAAUUCAUUCUAACCUGUUUUCUGUUGUUGUAGGGGUUGAUCAAGGAAAUAGAAAAAGUGCUGCAGCUGACUGGAAAGAAUAAGAUGGAAGCAGUGGAGGAUAAAACUGCUGCUUAA